AUGGGCUCUGAAUAUUCACAGAUCAUUAUUUCGUUAUAUUCUCGACAAAAUUACCAACAACAGGAACGGCUCAAACAGUCUGCAAGAUAUUUACGGAACGACGUGGCCUUGUUUAUUUUAGAGCCAAAUUUAAAGCUAUUUGACCUUGAGAUUUUUCAAGAGUUCAUCUUAAUAAAUACUUAUCAGUGUCAUUCUUCUGCACACUGA
Molecule: messenger RNA, 207 nt
Organism: Trichobilharzia szidati
Lineage: Eukaryota; Metazoa; Platyhelminthes; Trematoda; Strigeidida; Schistosomatidae
Source: the annotation of a GenBank genome assembly